Messenger RNA from Saccoglossus kowalevskii, 1039 nucleotides. RefSeq names its product fatty acid hydroxylase domain-containing protein 2-like. Gene Ontology annotation, molecular function: iron ion binding; oxidoreductase activity. The record is from RefSeq and is a predicted model, not a curated record. Lineage: Eukaryota; Metazoa; Hemichordata; Enteropneusta; Harrimaniidae. Gene Ontology annotation, biological process: lipid biosynthetic process.
UGUGGUUGAAGGUUAUUACUCAUGGGUAUUCAGUUCCUUUUUAUGUUUUACGAAAUGUCAAUAUUGCUCCGAGAAGUGUAAAAAUCGGAUUAUUUUAGGACAUAAUGGUGGACACACGAAUCAACAACACUCUGUGCAAUCCUGGCUUAUUUGUGGACACUUGGGACAGAAUAUACCAAUUUUCAGGGCAAAAUGAACAAGUCAUGUUUUGCUUAGGGUCGUGGCUGGUGACUUUUGUAACAUAUUGGGUGGUUAAUAUAUCACUACUGUGCAUGGAUUUAACGCGUAAACCCGAAUUUCUUUACCAGUAUAAAAUUCAAAUGGAUAAGCCGAUCGAAGUUGCUAAACUCAAGAAGUUAUUCAAGGUGGUACUUCUAAACCAACUGUUUUAUGCCCCUCUAAUGAUAUGGGCGUACUACGUCAGCGCUACAUGGCGUGGAUGCAGCAUCCGUGGUAGUGACUUGCCGAGCGGCGGAAGGAUACUGUAUGAUUUACUCGGUUGUUUGAUCUUUAUUGAAGUCACAUUCUACUACUCACACAGGAUAAUGCAUCACCCUUUUCUAUAUAAACACAUACACAAAAUCCACCAUGAAUGGACGGCUCCUAUUGGUCUAACGUGCAUCUACGCUCAUCCAAUCGAAUUCAUGUUUUCGAAUAUAUUACCACUGAUUGGUGGACCGAUCGUGAUGGGAUCUCAUCUGAUUGUACAUUGGCUGUGGUUGGUACUUGCAAUGUAUUCCACUAGUAUAGCUCAUAGUGGGUAUCGUUUCCCGGUGGUUAGGUCAACUGAAGCUCACGACUUGCACCACUCAAAAUUCAACGUCUACUAUGGAUCUUCAAGAUUAUUGGAUUGGUUGCAUGGAACUGACAUUAUGUUUCGAGACAACGUCGCCUUCAAUCGACACAAGAGACUGAUAGGAACAACCCCAAUGUCUAAGGCAUACCCCGAUACUAAAAAAAGGCAGUAAAUAAAAACGAUCGAAUGCAAUAUUAUAAAAAAACUGGGCGAUCACUUUACAAAAAGGUCAUGUUAUUAUCA